AUGGGCCCUUGCCUUGUGCUAAUGUGCGCCCUCGCCGUCCUCGCUGAAAGCAGACCGGGAUCGGCCCUCGCCAGACAACUAUCACAUUCCACGUCAUUCAGAGAAUUGGCUGAAGCCCUUGAAGAUGCCGUCCAGCGGAUUCGGAUCAGAAGAUAUCUAGGGUUGAAUGGGAUAGAUGAGCGAGAGAAAAGGGCCGAAAACGACUGGGAACGAAUAGCGCCGAUCUGGGGCCGA
Molecule: messenger RNA, 234 nt
Organism: Mesorhabditis spiculigera
Lineage: Eukaryota; Metazoa; Nematoda; Chromadorea; Rhabditida; Rhabditidae
Source: the annotation of a GenBank genome assembly